UGCAGAACCGCAGAACCAUUACGUCAUAACAGUCUGAGGACGACAGCGCCAGACCGACUGUUUGAGAGCGGAAGUGGGCGGGGUAGCAGCCCGAUGCCGGAAGUUCAUGUUUAGACGUGUUUGUUUAGACUAGACAGUAAAAGGUUUUUAGACAGUAAAAGAUAAACAUUAAAAGGUUUUUAGACAGUAAAAGAUAGACAAUAAAAGGUUUAACUAUGGCGGAGCACACUGUAGAACAAGGAAAAGAAGAAGAGAAAGAAGAACCACAGAUGGUCAAAGACCUCAGGACCGCAGUUGGAUGGCUGCGGGACAACUGCCACUCCUUCAGAGGUUCUGUGCAAGAGCCGUCAUAUCUGGACCUAAAGAAGGAAGACCAGGAAGAGGCCCUUCUUAAACUUGAUCGGGCGGAAAGAAAAGAUGAUCUGGAACUGGCCAAAAAGCCUUUCAUGUUUCAGUUCCAGUUUCAACAGGACAUGGAAGUUUUUCUUUUCGAAUGUCACGACGAAAGGCACCUCAGAAUAAACUCCAUGUUUAUGGAGUUUUAAUUUGUUAUUUAUUUUUCUCUUGAGAAUUAUUGAUGUAAAAUUUGUGCCUGUAUAACUUUUAUAAGAUUUAUUUUCUUUGGUUUAAUUUGUUUUAUAUAAUUUAUUUAUCUAGUUUGAUUUUGUAAUUUUAUUUAAUUAGAAAACAGCUAGUGUGUGAUUUUAUUUAAAACUCAUUUUAUUUAAAUUAAUGGUUUUUUUUUUUUUUCAGUCCAUUAUAUUAUUGUGUAUGGUGGUCUAUGUUGUUUGAGUAUUUAAAGUUAUUUUCAACUGAAUAAAAUGUUCAAACUCUCAA
Carassius gibelio (silver crucian carp) is the source of this 837-nucleotide messenger RNA. Its product is annotated as structural maintenance of chromosomes protein 5-like. NCBI's taxonomy places the organism in Eukaryota, Metazoa, Chordata, Actinopteri, Cypriniformes, Cyprinidae. The coding region runs from base 216 to 545 and encodes 109 amino acids. The record is from RefSeq and is a predicted model, not a curated record. The transcript has 2 exons.